Melopsittacus undulatus (budgerigar) is the source of this 1391-nucleotide messenger RNA. It is a transcript of the gene OTC, whose product is annotated as ornithine transcarbamylase. Gene Ontology annotation, molecular function: amino acid binding; ornithine carbamoyltransferase activity. The transcript has 10 exons. Bases 133 to 1197 code for a protein of 354 amino acids. Gene Ontology annotation, biological process: L-citrulline biosynthetic process. The record is from RefSeq and is a predicted model, not a curated record. Gene Ontology annotation, cellular component: mitochondrion. Lineage: Eukaryota; Metazoa; Chordata; Aves; Psittaciformes; Psittaculidae.
GUCAAGAAAAACAAAGACUGGUUCUUGGUUUUGUCUUGUCUGCACAGCAGCGCAGCUCGCUCUCUGCUUCAAACGCCUUUGCUUCUCUUAACUUUAUCUGUAGGACUGAGAGAAGUCUAACACGAACAGAAGAUGCUGUUUAGUGUGAAGAAGUUAUUCAGUGCUGCAAAACUAACAGUGACCAGCAGGCAGCGGCUGCGACAGUUUUGGUAUGGGUCACCAGCUCAAAUGAAUGUUCAUCUGAAAGGUCGUGACCUCCUUACUCUACAGAACUACACAGCAGAUGAGCUGAAGUAUUUGCUGUGGGUGGCUGCAGAUUUGAAGCAAAGGAUAAAGGGCAAAGGAGAGUAUUUGCCUUUGAUGCAAGGAAAAUCUUUGGCCAUGAUUUUUGAGAAGAGAAGCACAAGAACAAGAUUAUCUGCAGAAACAGGAUUUGCUCUACUUGGAGGACAUCCUGCCUUCCUUACAACACAAGACAUACAUCUGGGCACUAAUGAGAGUCUCACAGAUACAGCAAGGGUGCUUUCCAGCAUGACAAAUGCAAUCUUGGCUCGAGUUUACAAGCAUAACGAUCUGCGCCUAAUGACAAAACAAGCCACUAUCCCAAUAAUCAAUGGAUUGUCCGAUUUACACCAUCCUCUCCAGAUUUUAGCCGAUUACCUAACUCUUCAGGAGCACUAUGGGGGGCUGAACGGGCUCACAAUCACCUGGAUUGGGGAUGGAAACAACGUUCUCCACUCCAUCAUGACAAGUGCUGCGAAGCUGGGAAUUCACCUGCGUAUUGCAACUCCCAAGGGCUUUGAACCAGAUCUCAAGAUAACUAAAAUAACUGAGCAGUUCUCCAGUGAGUAUGGUACCAAGUUACUUCUCACAACAGAUCCUUUGGAGGCUGCAGAUGGUGCCAAUGUUUUAGUUACAGACACAUGGAUAAGUAUGGGUCAAGAAGAGGAAAAGAAAGAAAGACUAAAGGCAUUUCAAGGUUAUCAGAUCACAAUGCAGACUGCAAAAUCUGCUGCUUCCAACUGGACUUUUUUACAUUGUUUACCCAGAAAACCUGAAGAAGUUGAUGAUGAAGUAUUUUAUUCUCCACGGUCAUUGGUUUUCCAGGAGGCUGAAAACAGAAAAUGGACAAUUAUGGCUGUCAUGGUUUCCCUGCUGACAGAUUACUCACCACAGCUACAAAAGCCUACAUUUUGAUGCUUGGAUUCAUGCCAAGAGAAAGAAUUCCUCAUUGGCAGAAUAUUCUGGUCUGCAAAUACAUUGAUCUUCUUCAGAAAGGAUCAAAGCAAUGAAUGCUUCUUUAAUAAAACUGUCCAGUUAGCUGUAUAAUAUUGCAUUACAUCUGUGACAACGUUCAAGACAAUAAAUACCAUUGCAAAAGCUGCUCUUCA